AUGAUGAGUAUGUUGGGUGUUUUCACGCUUACAGUCAAGACGUCAGACAGCCAGGUUGCAAUACAAACGAUACUUGGAGAAAUCGUAUCGGAAUCAACAAAUGCCAGCAACCGUAGCUGUGGCCUUUUUGAAGGAUACGCCAUUGAAGGUCACAAACCGUUAACUCAACUACUGAACUAUAACGAUAGCUACAUCUCUGCCUGUGCGAUAGCUUACAGUCGCCUAAAGAAGUAUGCGGAUCGUGAAGCAAGGAAAAAUGCGGAUAUCAUCGAAAGAGUGAGCUUGAAAGAAGAGUUGACGCGUGAACAGGAAGAAGCUGAAAUAAGCGAGGAUCUAGAAACACCUGAAAAAGUGGCGGCGGCAACUGCAGCAGCAGCAACAGACGACGGCGAAACAACGUCACUGUCUUCAGCCGAUGGAAGUGAUUAUGAAGCAACAGCUGUGUCUGCAAGAGAACACACUCGCAGCACAUCACCACAAUUGUUGAGAAGAUCUGCGCUACAACAGAAGCGAAUGGGAGAAGAUCCAUACACGUUUGAAGUUGAAACGGAAGGAGUAGGAGAAGCAGGAGCACUCGAGAGAAGCAGCUCUUCAUCCACUGCUUCCUCUUCACCAUUAGUGCGACGAAGAAAAUAUCCACCAGUGAAAGGGGAAAGUAGUAGAAGCGCGCAGCUAUCCGCCGGCGGUGAUUACAGGAUCGAUGAAGAACCAGUAUCAAUGCUUGUGGAUCCAGACGAACUGGCGUUCGAGAGUGUGGAACCCAGUGCAGCCGAGCUCGGUGAGGACGCAGCUCGACGAGAUCAGUUAAGAAAGACGUGUAGGAGGACGGACAGCAAGUUUGUUGCAGAGAAGCCGGUUAAACGUAUAGUAAUCGACGACGAGGACGACGAUGAGAAAGAGGAGUAUGAAACCGGGACUGAUAGCCAAGUCACUGACGAUCGUCGAACAUUUGCUUCGUCUUCCUCACUGCUCCCAUCACCACCCGAAGUCGGACCUGUGAAAUCCGACGAUGGUGGCGACGGCAGCGGGCCGUUCAACCAGGAAGACCGACGGUACCAUGGUAUGGCAAGGACGAUCGCCGACGUCAAGGACAAUGUCAAGGAUCGAGCACCAACUAUCGUGCCGCCGACAACGACCAGACCAGCUCGACAACGCCGACCGCCUCGUCGAUUGCAACUCGAUCUGAAAAUGAAGACGUACGCGAUGCGUUCAUCUUAG
Molecule: messenger RNA, 1218 nt
Organism: Necator americanus (New World hookworm)
Lineage: Eukaryota; Metazoa; Nematoda; Chromadorea; Rhabditida; Ancylostomatidae
Exons: 6
Coding region: 1-1218 (405 amino acids)
Source: RefSeq, a predicted model, not a curated record